Molecule: messenger RNA, 1058 nt
Organism: Solanum stenotomum
Lineage: Eukaryota; Viridiplantae; Streptophyta; Magnoliopsida; Solanales; Solanaceae
Product: zinc finger protein ZAT3-like
Exons: 1
Coding region: 82-927 (281 amino acids)
Source: RefSeq, a predicted model, not a curated record
CCGCUUCUCUCUCACAAAAAAACUGUCUCUACAUAUAACAAAUCAAACCCUUUUUUUCAACUUUUUCGCCCAAAUUUAGUCAUGGAAAAUCAUCCUACCACUAGUACUACUUCCCAUUGUUAUCAACAAUCUCAAACUUUUUCUAACAAUUUUCUUAUUGACCACGUAGAAAAACCUGUUCAUCAUCCAACAGUCGAUAAUUUGCACAGUAAUCCAAAAAGGAAAAGAAGUAGAUUUCUUAAAAUUGGUGGUGAUGCUACUUCUUCUUCUUCGCCUAAAAUUACCAAAAAGCCACCAGACCCAACUGCGCCUAAAAUUACUCGGCCUUGUACGGAAUGCGGCAAAAAGUUUUGGUCAUGGAAAGCACUUUUUGGUCAUAUGCGUUGUCAUCCUGAACGUCAAUGGCGUGGUAUUAACCCUCCUCCUAACAUCAGGCCUCGCCACGAUGUUAGUAUUGUUGAAUCUCAUAAUUUUGGUGAAAUUAGCCCUAGAAAAAACCCCAAAUCGGUUUUUGAUGCUAUUAUGACCGAAGAGGAUCAGGAGAUCGCGUCAUGCUUGUUGCAAUUGGCUAGUGGAUCAUCAAAAUCUGAUGAAUUACCUGAUCAUGAAGAUCAACCUUGUUCUUCUUCAGGCGGAGGCGGAGGAGGGGGAAAGGAAUUUCGAUUCGAGUGUUCGGGUUGUAAGAAGGUUUUUGGAUCACACCAGGCAUUAGGUGGACACAGAGCGAGUCAUAAAAAUGUGAAGGGUUGUUUUGCAUCAGGUUCAGGUACUUCAGGAUUAACACAAGCUGUUAAUAAUAAUUUGGAUCUAAAUUUUCCUCCUCCAGUUACAUUAAUCUCAGGUCAUAAUGAAGAUCAAUACGAUUCUUCGUCGUCUUAUUCGUCUGCUUAUUCGGGUUCAGCGUUGGAUUUGAGGUUGAAGCUAUAACUAUAUAAAUAGAUAGAUAGGCUAAGUGUAUAUAAUUAAUUACUGGGAUAUAUAUUGCUAUUUAAUAGAAGCUAUUAGCAAAUUCAUGUUCAAUAUACAUUUGUGGUUGCUACUGAUAAAUAAUACUAUUA